Molecule: messenger RNA, 2458 nt
Organism: Amoebophrya sp. A120
Lineage: Eukaryota; Dinophyceae; Syndiniales; Amoebophryaceae
Source: the annotation of a GenBank genome assembly
AUGAGCAUGAGCCGCGGAGGUGGGGGACCACGGAAUCACAAUCAGAACUAUCAAAACGGGGCGACGUCCGGAGGUGGAGGCUCCAUGAACAACAGUAGAAUGUCACGGGCCGCGAGGCAAAGUGUCACACCCUACUACCGCGGUGCGUCGAGGGCGAGAGGCGGCGGCGGGAAGGGGUACCACCGCCCGGGUGGAGCUGGCAGUGGCGAGAAUUACCACAACAUCAACGGAUUGAUCGCUGGAACAAAUGGAACCACAACCAGCGGUGGCACGUUCCGUAUGAAGGACUAUGUGGGAGGGAACAACCAGAACCAGCCAAGCGCCACUUUUGACCGUCACCACUACAACCAGAGAGGACACCAGCACGGGGCUGCGACACCAAGGAUACAGCAACAUUGUUCCGGUCCUCGCGGUAAUAUCACAUUGAGUGCAGGUUUCGCCAGUGCUGGUACCAACCCCUGCGCACCAGGGGAUACAACAGAGCAACCGGCUUUUUCUGGAGGUCCCGCGUCGGCUUCUGUGGAGCACAGUCGGUCAAAUCAAGCUGUAGGGCAGGGUACGUACAACCAGUCACCUGUUCUGUAGCAGGCGCGUCUUCAAAUAGAAGAAGACGGAGGUAGAUGUAGUUGUUCACUUUUUAUUCUUCAUGAUGUAGCUCUCGGCCUAUGUUCUUUAAGCCCCUCUGAUGGCACUUCCCUCUCGUGAUGCCGGAUGAAGUGCUCGUCUUUAGAAUAAACGGUCUUGUUAAUGGUUAACCGAGCUUUUCUUGCUCUCUCCCUCCCUAGAUUUCCGUCGUCGUCGCAUGAUUCUUUUGCAUUUCGCUAGAUUUUGACACAAAAAUUCGAAAAAUUUUCAGUGACUACAGAUGAACCAGUACCGGUAUAGUACUAAAGUUGCUUUUUCUUUGCUGUGCUGGGUGACACCAAGCCUGAUGCUGAUUCUUUCCACGCGCUGCACUUUGCCGACUAGGUUACGGUGUGGUGGCAGUUGAGCUUUUCCUUUUGUUUACUUUGCUACAUCAGAAGAUCAAUUAUCAUCUUUUUCAUUUUUAUACAACGCUAGAAGGUACUCGUUGCAAAAUAAUCCUUUAUCGAAAAUUACUUUCUAUGAGUGGUACUGGUACGCCUAUCUUCAGAGCUCGCAUUUGCCGCGGCUUCAUCUUGAGCUGAUUACAACCGUGUACGUACUUCUGAGGAUCUGGAUCUUGACAGAGGGGCUGCUCUUCAAACAUGAACGCUAAAAACUCCUGUAGAAGAUCAUGAGGUCGAUGCGGCCGCGAAGCAGCAGGAAAAAAUUCACGUAUUUGAAAACUCAGAUGAAGACAAUGGGGGCGUACGAGUUCCAAGUUUUUACAACAUCAGUCUGCCAAAAUGCUUCCAGUUCCAUUUGAUAUAAGCAAUAAAAGAAAAAGACCAUCAAUUAGCAACUUAUCCUGCUCUGCGGACAGGAGCAAAAAAUUUUAAUUUUCAUUACCUGCUAGAAUUACAAAAUAAAACAGCACCUGAACUGCGCACAACGACACAGUUGUGUUAAGUUUAGUUUAUCACAGUUCUUCUUCAAGUACAUUUUGCAAGCGCGGUUAAGGUUGUGCCACCGCUGAAUCAAAUAUGUUUUCGACAACUUCUAACGCUUUUGAAAUUAGUUUCAUCCAGAUGAACGAAAUAAUUUAUCAGGAGGACACAAAGAAGUGGAAGUAGGCAUACUGCUAGCCGAGCGCCAGCACAAAUUCCUUUGUGAUGGUUGCUUCGCGACAGCUUUGCCGGAGAGAGAAAUUCUACGCACCGUGGAGCAACAAGUUUACGUUUAGGAUGAGGGAAACAAAGUUAACGUAGGAUGAAGUUUUUCGGCCGGGUGAUAAAGAAGUGGUAGACUGGUCGUGGACGGGAGGAGGGCGAGUUGUUGUCGAGGCAAGAAGCGGGUUUCUCCAGUAGUUCGAAUCUGUUGCCUCACGACAACAACACUAUCCCCCAUCAGCGAAGGAAACGCCGGUCUACUCAGCCUUUUCAACUGUUUCGGAUUUUGUUUUACUGAUUCACUAGUUUCGCUUUCAUUCUCUUUGACAACUGUUUUUGUAAUGAUAGAGCUCUUCACUUUGUUCCUUGUAAUAUUUUUUAAUCGAUAGUAGUUGUAGGAAGUAGGGUUUAGAAGUACAGGAAUACAAUGAAGAAACAGGAGUAUGUAACACUAGGGCUUCUAGAAAAAAUCGUUUCUGAUCAAUUUUGAAAUUGCGGAAACACAAAAGUAAUUAUUCCUCUAGGCGAGCUUGAAAGAAAAAGAUCUUUUUCGGUGAACUGUUCAACUUUUGGGCAAAACUCAAACUACUAUAGUCUUGUCGAAACUCAAAAACAAAAAAACACAAAAAAAAAUACAAACAAACAAGCUGUGAUGCAGCGGUUCCGGUUCGUUGAAAAAGCAACAGUUCGUUGAAAACAGACUACAAGACUUUUCGUCCUCGUCC